CCGAUUCCGCAAGAUUUCAAAGAUCACCAGUCUGUCGCACAUAUGGGCCAACUUUCUCUCCUAUUGGCGCUUCGAAAGAAGGCUAACUAAUGAUAUUAUCAUCAAACGUUUUUUGAUAUAAUUAUUCUAUUUAGCUUGCCUGGAAUCCCGGAAAUCCCCCUGAAUUGAGUUGGAUGGGAAAUUAAGUAGCCUAGCGGAAAGCAUCUGCAGCAGAAUCUGCUUAUGUCAGGUGUUCUUCUGUCCACUGCUGCAUUCAAGGCAAGGAGCGGUGAGAUCGAGGUAGAUUGCAUCGAAGUUGCUCUCUGUCAUUGUCAUAAAUGUUACAAAAUCGACAUGUUAGCCUCGAAGCAUUGGUUAUGGAUCAAUUUGGUUCUACUGUGUCUCGGUCAAGCCAGUCUAGCUGCACCUAAAAAGGUUUUUCGAUGCCCUUCAGGAUGCUCGUGCUCCAAGGAGACCAUUAUCUGUGUCGGGACCUCAAGUGUACCACGGACUAUCCCGAAUGACAUCAACUCACUGAGCAUAGUAAAUGGAUCCCUCGCAGAAAUCACUGAGGCCAUGUUCUCCCUCAUGCCCUCUCUGCAGUUGCUGCUUCUCAAUUCAAAUUCAUUGACCACCAUCAAAGAUGAUGCAUUCUAUGGCCUUCCUCAUCUUGAAUAUUUAUUCAUAGAGGGCAACAAGAUUGAGACCAUCACCAAAAAUGCCCUCAGAGGUCUCCGAGACGUGACUCAUUUGUCGCUGGCUAACAACAACAUGAGGGCUUUGCCAAGGGAUCUCUUCCACGAUCUUAACUCUCUGCUAGAGCUGGAUUUGCGAGGCAACAUAUUUCAGUGUGACUGCGAGAACAAGUGGCUGAUGAUGUGGCUGAAAAACACCAACGCUACCGUAUCGGAUGUCAACUGCGCAGGUCCCAUAGAAAUGAAGGGCAAACGUCUGAACGACCUUCCCAUCCUGCCGGACGAGUGUAUCUCCACGGACUUUGUCCGUCAUCAGUCCAUUCCAACCCAGGCUUUGUCGGCUGACAUUUUCUCCCAUAAGGAGGACAUUUAUGUGGCGAUGGCUGACCCCAAUUACAACAGCUGUGUGGUCAUGGAAUGGGACCACAUUGAAAUGAAUUUCAGGCCUUUCGAUAACAUCACAGGAAAGUCUGUUGUUGGAUGCAAGUCUGUUCUGAUUGACAACCACGUCUUGGUAAUCGUGACUCAGCUCUUUGGUGGCUCCCACAUCUACAAGUUUGACGAUCAACAAAACAAGUUCACCAAGUUCCAAACCAUUGAGGUCUUCAACAUCUCCAAACCCAAUGACAUUGAGGUGUUCCAAAUAGCCGGUGAGUGGUACUUCAUCAUUGUGGACAGCUCCAAGGCGGGCCUAUCAACUCUGUACAAGUGGAACGACCAAACGGACCGGAACGAGACCGGUUUCUACUCCUACCAGUUCCUCCACGAGUGGUUCCGAGAUACAGACGCAGAGUUCGUCGAGCUAGAUGGGAAGUCCCAUCUUAUCUUGGCCAGUCGCUCUCAGGCACCCGUCAUUUACCUGUGGAACAAGAGCAGCCAGAAGUUCCAGCUGCACAGCGAAAUCCCAAAUGUUGACGAUGUGGUGGCGGUCAAAGCCUUCCGGGUGGACGAGGAACUCUUCCUGGCCAUGACGUGUUACAUUGGUGACUCCAAAGUCCUCAAGUGGACCAGCAAGCAGUUCACCGAGGUGCAGGCCCUGCCUUCUCGUGGCGCCAUGGUCCUCCAGCCGUUUUCGUUCAAGGACAGGCACUACUUGGCCCUGGGUAGCGAUUACUCCUUCACGCAGAUCUACCUGUGGGAUGAGGAGAUCAAAAUGUUCUCCAAGUUCAAGGAUAUCUAUGUGCAGUCUCCGCGCUCUUUCAACGUGGUGUCCACUGACCGGCGUAAUUUUUUAUUUUCCUCCAGCUUCAAAGGGAAAACGAUGGUCUUCGAGCACGUUAUUAUCGACAUAAGCCUAUGAAACUAGAAAGCUUUUAUUUGUGCCUAACACCAUCAAAUUAUUGUUUCUGACACAUUUAUACCUAUUGCCAUGAGUAGUAAAUUAUGUAUUUAUUUAAUGAAAGGUGAAUAUAGUGUUUUAAAUUAGUCUUCAUAAUUUGCAACAAACUAUGGAUGGCCUGGUUUAAACAGAUAUCUGAGCAAGUCUCUGCAAAACUAUGCAUUUUGCAUUUGUUUACAUUUUGUUAUUGAAUGUAAUGAUAGAUCGGUAAAAUUGUUUCCCUGUCAUUAAGUUUGAAACCAAAAUAAUCAUAUAAAAGCAAUGACAAUGUGUGAAAUGUAACCCGCAUGAUGAACAAUGGCUGCCAAUACCUGCUAUGGUCUUGUACAGUGACUUAUCAGGGAUAUGAUUAUUUGAGUAACUGCACAGUAGUUACAGCUAGCUGUUAAACAUGAACAACUAUUAUACCUUUACUGAACAUAAUGAAUAACAGAACUGAAAUUGAUGAUGGCCAGCUAUAUGAUGGAACAGUGCCUGGCUAAUAGCAAAACUGAAUGUCAAUAAUGUCUAAUGCUGUACUUUAUUAGAAUGCUUUAUUACAUGCUGUACUAUAUUAGUACAGUUAGCUAGAACUUCAUUUAAAUAAUAAACAUAUAUUCCUUAUGUCUUUAGUGUCAUGAUCUUACUGCCUUUACCUUCAAUGUGUUAACUAUGCCCUACUACAGUAUGUUACCUCUGUACCAUGUUGAUGUUCUGAACAAGUGGUGUUUUCAGCCACAUCUAUCUAUGUACUGUAUAUAAGUUAAACAUAAAGCAAAUUAAUUGAAUGUAGAUUCCAUUUGGCUUUGAGCAUAUCCUCAUGAAAUAAUUGUUCUCCAUUUAUUAUUUAAAAUUUGUGGAUUUAAAAUGCAAUAGAAUUAAAGCAUCUGAC
This is a messenger RNA of Coregonus clupeaformis (lake whitefish), 2884 nucleotides long. RefSeq names its product leucine-rich repeat LGI family member 2. The transcript has 8 exons. Gene Ontology annotation, biological process: inhibitory synapse assembly. Gene Ontology annotation, molecular function: protein binding. The record is from RefSeq and is a predicted model, not a curated record. Lineage: Eukaryota; Metazoa; Chordata; Actinopteri; Salmoniformes; Salmonidae. The coding region runs from base 223 to 1974 and encodes 583 amino acids.